AGGUCUCCUGGUUGGGACGUUGGACGCCGUCCUGGAUUCCACAUCGAAAGUGGCCCCUUUCCGUAUCUUGCACCAGACUCCGGAUUCCCAAAUUUACUGGUCUAUUGCGUGCGGAACCAGCCGAGAAGAGAUAACAGAGCACUGGGAAUGGUUGGAGCGUAAUGUGAUGGAUACUCUCUCCGUCUUCGACUCCAAUGAGGACAUCGUAAGCUUUGUGCACGGGAAAAUUCAAGGCUUAAUUGCUGAGGAGAGUAAAGGGUCUUUAAUAAGAGAAGAAGAUCCAGAGAAGUUCCGGGAAGCCCAUCUGAAGUUUGAGAAGUGUUUUGGGUUGGCCGAACAGGAGAAACUCGUGACUUACUACUCAUGUAGCUAUUGGAGGGGCCGGGUGCCCUGCCAAGGCUGGCUGUAUCUGAGCACCAACUUCCUCAGCUUUUACUCGUUCCUGCUGGGAGCCGAGAUCAAACUCAUAAUAGCCUGGGAUGAGAUCUCCAAACUUGAAAAGACGUCCACCGUGAUCCUGACCGAAAGCAUCCACGUUUGUGCCCACGGAGAGGACCAUUACUUCUCCAUGUUUUUGCACCUGGGUGAGACCUUCCUCCUCAUGGAACAGCUGGCUCUCUACGCCGUCCGGAGACUCUUCGACAAGGAGGGGUUUGAAGCUGACCCGGUCCUCUGCGACCCCUUGCAAAUCACUAAGAGAGGACUGGAGAACCGGGCCCAUAGCGAGCAGUUCAACGCCUUCUUCAGGCUGCCCAGCGAGGAGACAUUGCGGGAGGUCCACGAGUGUUUCCUGUGGGUGCCCUUCAGCCACUACCACGCCCUGGGGAAGAUGUGCCUCUCGGAGAACUACGUCUGUUUCGCCAGUCAAGAUGGCUGCCUGUGCUGUGUCAUCCUCCCCACGAGAGAGAUCACUUCAGUUGAGGUCGCUGACCGCGCCUGCAAAGCCAUCACUGUCGCUACCAAAGGAUCGCGGGCUUUCCGUUUCUCGGAAGUGAGGGAUUUUGAAGCUCUGGUGGAAAAGCUCAGGACCAGGUGCAGUGCGGCACCAAGCCCCCAACACAGCGCGAGUGCGGAGGCCAGGGUUAGCUCAGAGACCACCGCCGUCUGGGAGGACUUCGAGGGGCAGCCGAUGGCCAGCCACAAAGGCAGCAGCACCACGGUUAGCACGGAAGCCCUGAUGACCGUCUUUCACCCUCAGGAUGCGGAGAACCUGGAUUCAAAGAUGUUAAAAGAAAAAAUGAAAGAGCAAUCCUGGAACAUCCUUUUCAUAGAGUGCGGACGGGGCGUGAGUAUGUUUCAGACGAGGAAAACCCGGGACUUGGUUCUCCGAGGAAUCCCUGAAGUCUUAAGAGGAGAACUUUGGCUUCUGUUCUCAGGCGCCGUCAAUGACAUGGCAAGCCAUUCUGGCUACUACUCGGAGCUGGUAGAAAAAUCUUUUGGGACCUGCACCCUGGAGACGGACGAAAUCGAGCGGGAUCUGCGGCGCUCGCUGCCCGAGCAUCCCGCCUUCCAGAGCGACACGGGCAUCUCGGCCCUCCGGAGAGUCCUCACCGCCUACGCCUACCGGAACCCCAAGAUUGGCUACUGCCAGGCCAUGAAUAUACUGACGUCGGUGCUGCUCCUUUACGCCAAAGAAGAGGAAGCCUUUUGGCUGCUGGUGGCCGUCUGCGAGCGGAUGCUGCCCGACUAUUUCAACCGCCGAAUCAUCGGCGCCUUGGUCGACCAGGCCGUGUUUGAGGACCUGAUCCGCGAAUAUUUACCUCAGCUGACGGAGCACACGACCGACAUGACUUUCUUCUCCUCCGUCUCCCUCUCCUGGUUCCUCACCCUCUUUGUCAGCGUGCUGCCCAUCGAGAGCGCCGUCAACGCGGUCGAUUGCUUUUUCUACGAUGGGAUCAAGGCCAUCUUGCAGCUGGGCCUGGCCGUGCUGGACUACAACCUGGAGAAGUUGCUGGCUUGUAAGGAUGACGCGGAGGCAGUCACCGUGCUCAGCAGAAGGCAGUGA
Messenger RNA from Notechis scutatus (mainland tiger snake), 2005 nucleotides. The record is from RefSeq and is a predicted model, not a curated record. Lineage: Eukaryota; Metazoa; Chordata; Lepidosauria; Squamata; Elapidae.